Messenger RNA from Chrysochloris asiatica (Cape golden mole), 1572 nucleotides. It is a transcript of the gene ZNF449, whose product is annotated as zinc finger protein 449. Gene Ontology annotation, molecular function: RNA polymerase II cis-regulatory region sequence-specific DNA binding; DNA-binding transcription factor activity, RNA polymerase II-specific. The record is from RefSeq and is a predicted model, not a curated record. The transcript is spliced from 4 exons. Bases 1 to 1572 code for a protein of 523 amino acids. NCBI's taxonomy places the organism in Eukaryota, Metazoa, Chordata, Mammalia, Afrosoricida, Chrysochloridae. Gene Ontology annotation, biological process: regulation of transcription by RNA polymerase II.
AUGGCUGUGGCCCUGGGCUGUGCGAUCCAGGCCUCCUUGAAUCAGGGCUUCAUGCUUGAAGAGUAUGAUACUGACUGUGAAGUCUUCCGUCAGCGUUUCAGGCAGUUCCAAUACCAAGAAGCGGCCGGGCCUCAUGAAGCUUUCAACAAACUCUGGGAGCUUUGCUGUCAAUGGUUGAAGCCAAAGAUGCGUUCUAAAGAACAAAUGUUGGAGCUGCUAGUGUUGGAGCAAUUCCUAACUAUUCUGCCCUCCGAGAUAGAGACCUGGGUGAGGGAACAUUGCCCAGAGAAUAGAGAAAGAGUUGUGGCGCUGAUAGAAGACUUACAGAGAGAACUAGAGAUACCGGAGCAGCAGGUUGGUCCACAGGAAAUGCUCUUGGAAGAAUUGGCUCCGGUCGAAACCCCACAUAUACUACCAAACCUCCACCUCGGGUCAUCUGAACUUCAUCUCCCGGGACCUUCCCAGGAGGCCACAGUGGCAGGGGCCUGGCUCCCACAGGCAGGGACACAGAACCUGAACUACGGUGCUAUUGGAGAAUGCCCACCCUUUCCUGAGCCAGGGGGAUAUCCAGUACUAAAGCUUGACCUGAACUUCCCAUUGGAGCACAGAGAAGAGCCAUGGGUAAAGGAAUUACAGGACCCCAAAGAAAUGAAACAAUUACAUGAUCCCAAGAUAGGUUUUCAGAUUGAGAGAGAAAAUGAAGGAGAUACUUCAAAACAGAAUAAACUGGAGAAUAUGUACCCAUUUAUUGUUACGUUAGAGGGGAAUGCACUACAUGGUCCCAUUUUGCAAAAAGAUUAUGAACAGUUAGAAAAUCAAUGGGAGCCCCCUCCAGAGGAGCUUCAGACAGAUUUGACGAAGCUGGUAAAUCCUCAGAACCACUCUAUAGGACAGAAACCUGAGAGCUCCAAACUGGAAGAACCCGUCGCCCCUAGACCCCAUAAGAAAAAGAAUCCAGGAGAGAAACCUCACCGGUGUCCUCAGUGUGGAAAAUGUUUUGCUCGGAAAUCACAACUUACUGGACACCAGAGAAUUCAUUCUGGAGAAGAACCUCACAAGUGCCCUGAAUGUGGGAAAAGCUUCCUGCGUAGUUCAGACCUUUACAGACACCAACGACUUCACACUGGGGAAAGGCCCUAUGAAUGCGCUGUAUGUAAAAAGCGAUUCACUCGAAGGUCACACCUUAUAGGACACCAGAGAACCCAUUCUGAAGAGGAAACUUACAAAUGCCUUGAGUGCGGGAAAAAUUUUUGUCAUGGAUCUAGUCUUAAAAGACAUCUGAAAACUCAUUCAGGUGAAAAACCUCAUAGAUGUCACAGUUGUGGGAAAAGUUUUAUUAGACUGACAGCUCUUACUUUGCACCAGAGAACUCACACUGAAGAACGACCUUUUAAAUGUAAUUACUGUGGGAAAAGCUUUAGACAGAGACCCAGCCUUGUUAUUCAUUUAAGAAUUCAUACAGGGGAGAAGCCUUAUAAGUGUAGUCAUUGUUCAAAAAGCUUCAGACAGAGAGCAGGCCUUAUAAUGCACCAAGUCACUCACUUUAGGGAAGAUUUCUUUAAGAAUUGUUGA